AUGAGCAACAACAGCACAUAAGAAGCCAAUUAAAGAAUCUCACCUUCAAUAGAUCAUAAGCCAUAUAGUGAAACUACUCAAUAUAUCACAGAUAAUGUGAAACAGAAGUAUGAUGAAUUCAAUAAGAAAUUUUAAGAACCUUAGGUUUAGGAGAAAUGGGGAUAGGCAAAGCAUAUAAUGUUUGAAAGAACAAAGGAAUUUGGAUUUCUUACCUUUGAUUAUUUCAUUAAGACUUUUAAAAUUACUAAAACAACUGUCAUAGAUCUAUAUGGAGUUUACAACAAAUGAUUUAUAAAACGUAUAUUUAAAUUUU
Paramecium tetraurelia is the source of this 313-nucleotide messenger RNA. RefSeq lists its product as uncharacterized. The record is from RefSeq and is a predicted model, not a curated record. Lineage: Eukaryota; Ciliophora; Oligohymenophorea; Peniculida; Parameciidae. The transcript is spliced from 3 exons.